This is a messenger RNA of Candoia aspera, 2332 nucleotides long. RefSeq names its product 4-hydroxyphenylpyruvate dioxygenase like (gene HPDL). The transcript has a single exon. Gene Ontology annotation, molecular function: 4-hydroxyphenylpyruvate dioxygenase activity. Bases 46 to 1245 code for a protein of 399 amino acids. The record is from RefSeq and is a predicted model, not a curated record. Gene Ontology annotation, biological process: aromatic amino acid metabolic process. NCBI's taxonomy places the organism in Eukaryota, Metazoa, Chordata, Lepidosauria, Squamata, Candoiidae.
AAUAGCAAAAGGAUGUGUUGUAACUAAACACCCUCAAAUUUCAUAAUGUCUACUGUUCUGAAGCGGUUGUGUUACAUUGGAUUCCAUGUCCUUCAGGGUCAACAGCUGGCCAAUCAUCUGGUGCAAGGAUUAGGCUUUGAGCUGUUUGCUACACGGGACACAGAGUGGAAGAGGCAGCAGGCUUUCCAAAGAGGAGAUGCUGUUUUUGUUGUCAAUGAAAGGCGGGAGCUAACAGGGAGAAAAUUUUCGCCUUCAGACUGCUUCCAGCAUAAAGGGAUCCUGUAUGAUGUGAACCUGCAGUACAGAGUCAGUACAGCUUCCAAUAUUUGCUUUGAGGUAGAGGAUGUCCUUGGCAUCUCCCAAAAUCUAUUGGAGAAAGGCUGCAAGAUCCUUAUCCCUCCCACUACUGAAGCAGAUGAAAAUGGCUUUGUUACUUACUCUGUAGUGAGAUCCAUUGUGGGCAAUGUCAGCCAUACUCUUCUUGACCGAUCCCACUAUUGUGGGCCAUUCUUGCCUGGUUUCUGUGAAAUUGAGGUUGCCCCCAAGAGAUUCCAGGAGGAGAGGGAGACCACACAUUUUGACCACAUCACCUAUGCCUGUCCCCAGGGUAGUUCACAAGCUGUGCUGGACUGGUACAAAAACUGUUUUGGUUUCCAGCGCUUCUUCAUCCACCAGCAAGAUGAUGCUGCAGAAGGCUAUCAAAUUCAGGGGGAAGAUGUGGGCCUUCGUCUUACUGCCAUGCAGUACAGUGAUGAUGGCUCGUCACUGUUUGAGCGUGACUGUAAAUUUGUUCUGGCUGAGUCACUGCUGCAGCAAAGGAGGAACCAGGUGGACACUUUCCUAGAGAAGCAUGAUGGAGCUGGUAUCCAGCAUGUGGCCCUUUAUACCACAGACAUUGUAGGCACUGCUGCAGCCAUGGCAAAGUCAGGAGUAAACUUUUUCAAACCACCAUCAUCAUAUUACAGUGAGAAAUGCAAACAGGAGGAGAUCCAGCAAGUUGGGCAAGAUCAUCAGCUCCUGAAAGCCUAUGGCAUCCUUCUAGAUACGAAAAUAGGUGACAAAGGACAGAACAAUAGCCCUGGCAUGCUUGAGAAGCAAUACCUGAUGCAGAUCUUCACUAAACCUCUUUUUACAGAAGAGACCUUCUUCAUAGAGCUCAUUGAGCGAUAUGGAGCCACAGGUUUUGGUGAGGGAAAUGUCCGUGCUCUUUGGAAGUCUGUACAGAAUUAUAUGGAUCAGCAGUAGAGACCCACUCUACUUACUGAAGAAUGAAGCAUGGCAAAAUGUACAUUAUAGCUAAAUGAUAUCGGUGCUGUUUCAAAUUGUUAACACAAGAUUAGUGCCCAUGCUGAACAAAGCAUGUGAUUGAUCUGGUUCAAAUAUGUACUUUCAAAAUUGACUUUGCACUGUCCAUGCUGGCUUGUAUUAAAAAGUAUCCAAGUGAGGGGGAGGCCAUCUAAUUAGAACCCAUGCAUGGAAACCUGACUAGCAUAGCAAUGUUGUAACAGCAACCACACCUGAAAGCCUGCAGGCUUUUGCCUUGCUAGCUGAACUACUGAACUGGUAAUUGAUUUUUCUUUAAUGAAACACAAAGGCCUGAGGGUAUGGCUGGUAUAUCUUCCCUAGGGAGAGAGAAAUACUCUCUAUAGUAGAGUGACUGUUAUCUGCAGAACACCCACAUUCUUUGGGGUCUAGGGAGUGCAAAUCUGAAAAGGUACAUGAUCCCUGUUGCUCAGCUACAGUACUGUAAGUGCAGGAAGUUACCAAGCCAGGUAAUGAAACAUCUGAAUGAAACCAACCAAGCUCUGAGGACACCAAAAAUCCAAGAGCAAAUCCCUGAGCUCCAUACUAUUGGAGAAAAAUUGGUUCUCCCUCUUUUUACCUACUUGCACUCCACCAAAUUUAAUGUUAACUGGACAAACAGGAGGCAGGGGUAUUUGUUAGCCACUUCCACUUGAAUCAUGGCAGCUUUUUAACUAGCAGAACAAGAAACCACAGGGAAUCUUUUGGUUGUAUGGAUCCAAGCAGCUAUUAGGCUAUGUGAAAGCUUACACUCCUCUAACAUGGAAGAACCUGACUUGAUCUUUAUCCAAUAUGAAGAAGCGUAAAUAAAUGUUGUGAUUCUUAAAACAUAUUGCUAAUCAAUAUCUUAAGAUAUGUUCAAAAUUUGGCUCAAUAGUUGCCUGUAGAAGGGCCUUUACUUGUGAGUCCAUUGAAUAUGAAGAUAUUCACUUAGUUCAUCUCUUUAUAUAAGCCUUUCUCAACUUUUUGACCCUGGAGGAACCCGUGAAAUAUUUUUCAUGCCUCAGGGAACCCCUACACAUUCAAGCUU